AUGGUGCACGCCAUCUAUAUUGACUUUAAAAAGGCCUUCGACAGUGUGCCUCACCACCGCCUUCUAUACAAACUCAGCCGUGCAGGAGUGCGAGGUAAGCUUCUGGUGUGGAUUCGAAGCUUUUUACUCGGGCGCUCUCAAGCCGUCCACGUCGGUGAGCAGCAAUCUGCCGAGGGUGCCGUUAGGAGUGGUGUUCCCCAAGGCUCUGUUCUUGACUCCAUAUACGUCAACGACAGCACAAACGAACUGGAUUGUGAUGUCGCAAUGCUUGCUAAUGACAUAAAGAUCUGGAGUACCAUACGAAGCGAAGUUGACGAGGCGCGACUGCAGACAAAUCUGGACCACCUCGAGCAAUGGUCGAAAGACUGGCUUCUACCGUUCAACGUUAACAAGUGUAACUUCCUACGUGUCGGCGGAACCAGUUCUCCUAACCGCACGGUCUACCGUCUGACUGGCAAACCACUGCAAGAAGUCGACGCCCAGAAGGACUUGGGUGUAUGGAUCACAACCUCGCUUAAGCCUUCGCUGCAAUGUUCAAAGGUGGCCAAGUCGGCGAUGUCCAUUCUAUACCUCGUCAAACGGGCGUUCUCCUCCUUUGAUGAAAACUGCCUCACCAAGGUCUUUCAGAUUGUCGUGCGAUCGCAUCUGGAGUUUACUAUCCACGCAUGGAGACCCUGGACCGCUAAAGACUUCGGCAUACUCGAAAAGGUUCAACGGCAAGCAACGAAACUUGUAUCUGGGUAGUAAUCACUACCCUACGAAACACGAUUAGCUAAUCUUGAACUCUUUCCUUUGAGUUACAGAAAGCUACGUGGGGACCUGAUACAAGCUUUCGCAUCGUGCGCAAUCAGGGGUGCUGCCUCGCAUCUGGAGACUUCCUCGGGUUAGCGACUACGACUAACCUUAGAGGCCAUCCACUCAAACUGCGUGUGACUGGUGCCCGGCUAGACAUACGGAAGUUCUUCUUCCCCAACAGAGUGGUUGCAGCUUGGAAUGCCUUGCCUGAGGAUGUUGUUAUGUUGGGAUCCGUAGAUACUUUUAAACGGAGGCUAGAUCAACAUUGGAGCGCGCACCACAAUAACGCCGGACUGCGGAUACCUUGAUAGCCAACGUUAACCAUUUAGUGUUAUGACGAUGCUACUACCAACACUCAAGUAACAUAUGCCUAUGUAAUUUAUUAAUUUUGGACCACGUCGCACACCGCUGCUGCAUUCACCACGAUGCCUGUAGACUAAAAACGUUUACUUCUUUUCCUGCAUCUUAAGCGUGCUUCAACUGUUUGAUGCAUUUACUCAACAAACUGAGUUCAUAUGUCUCUAAAUUCUGUUAACGCAUGUCAUUCUGUGCUCAACUGUACAGCAUUUCUUUCAUAUUACUUCCUUUCCAUUUUCUCCAUAUACUUCCUCUGCGUGUAACCAAUAGGGAUUUCAAAGGUACACACCUACUUACCAUGAAAUACACUAAUACUGAAGUGGCGUCCUUUACCCUACCGUUGCCUAAGAAAGCUAAAAACUCUGUUACCCACGAACCAAGGGCGGCUGUCUGAAGGCCCAGUGUUGAUGUAAUAUGUCAUCGGAAGCAGAAAUCUUAGAAUUCGCCUCGUUGAUACGCCAUACGGUCUCAUCCCCAUUCACUGACGAUGUUAUCUGUCUCCAUAAACGUUGAGCUGUCGUACGCAUUCUCGGUUUUUUGGUAAUGUUUGGGCAAUAGUAUCUUUUAACCGCACUCCACGAUCCCCUGUACUUCCACGUAACUAGCGGUGGACACAGCCUCAACGAUUGCUGACUUGACGGGUGUGAAGUCACUCGAAGCAAGGCAAGAUAGCACAUUAGUGUCUCGACUGCGCGGUAUUAUGGUGUCCCUUGUGUAUCAAGCAGACGCGUUCUACAGUUUGCUGUUAUCAGCCAAAGCUGGUUGUGCUUACGAGUAUAUCAAAGCUGAGAAACACGUCCAGACCCUCUGUAGUUGUGUUCCUGGGAUAUAUUGAUAGAACUUAGACUGAUCGUAAAUUGGCCUAGUGCUGUAAUGGUAGUAGAUUGGCACCAUUAAGGCAUCUGAAACGGCAACCAGUUAGUGAUUGCAAAUACACUCUUUAGUCAGUUGUUUCUUGUAUCAGAUACUGCGACCGGCAACGUAGUGCUAGAUAGGGGCCACCACUGCAGUGGUGACUUGUCCAUGAGUUGGAAAGUAACAUUAGCAGCACUGGCUUCUUACCCUUCCACGUCCACGUUGAAUCAGUGAGAAGACUGAGACGGACUGACUGCCCCAGCGGCUAACCAGGCAUUUUGAACACAUCUCUCCUGACCCUAACUAUCGACUGAGGUUUCUCCGGUUCUCAUAAGUGGUAUUGAAUCGCAUCUUAAGCAGGAAAGAAUGCCGGAAGUGCGCAAUCAGUCUUCAACCCUGUGCCCGUGUAACUCCUGUAGAAAAUCACAUGCUCAGCCUGCCGGAAAUGGGUCACUUCUCUGAUAGAGUCGCGGAAUCUCCAAAUCUCAUACUAUGGAACACUAGCCAUUCAACUCUAAUUUACUGGAUGUAACCUCGCCGUAUCAUUUUGUGACUGUCAAAAAGUAGUUCUUGCACUGACGGUUUUGUUCUCAAAAGUUUCCUUCAUCACCUAUCGACUGCAAUUUUCAUUACUCCUGAGUUCACAUGCGCCUGGUUAUUUCCCAGUCCUUACUUAUUUUGGCGACCAUAAAACUGCUAUUAUAAUGAACUUUUGAUAGAGGGAACUGCACUCAUUAGGAAUUUAAUUUUGUCAAAACGUCGAAAAAUGAUAAGUUUUCUGUGUCCAAUCCGUGUAUGACCUCAUCUCUACGUGGCCUGAACUGACGUAGCAGUCCACUGAACAUCAUAUCGUGACGUGAUGACUGAGGCCAGGAAGCUUAGAUUCGCAGAGGGCCUUAUCCGUUGGUGCAUACGCCGGCUUAUCUUUUGUCGAUUACAGCGUACAAAGUUCUUCCUUACCACCACUACUUAAGGACUUGAGUACUGAAUUUUGCGUUUUGACUAAAGAUGUUUCUGUUCAACGAGCAGCAUUUUAUUAGGAUUGGAGGAUGGAAGCGAGCAGUUCUGUCUUACCCCGGCAGGCGGUCGCAUAAUGAUUAGUGAUCUUCGCUGGUGUUCCUUGUCCUGGUCGAUAAUACUUCUCGACUGUCAACUGCUAAUCGCCAUGCAACCGUCUGAGAAAGUUUCAGAGCAAAAUGGAAGGACCCAUUUCCGUCCAUAGGAAAAACUGAUCAACGUCGCUCCCAUGUAUUCCUGUAUCUUUCUGAUAAAAAAUGGGGGAAUAUUAGUCCUGCAGUUGCAGUGAUGGAAGAGUUUAACCUAGAAGUGCAUCAGCCCGCUGGACCGGAUCUCAAAUCUGGGGGACGCUAAAGUCCCCGCUUCUAUUAGCAAUGGUUAAUGAUGACAAAUAAAUCAGAAAAGUGUAUUUCGCUGUUUUUGCUGAUUGCAUAUAACCUUUACAUACAUAAUUUUUGUUUUUGAUUUUUUAAAUAUUACAUUACAGAGUUGGGUCAUCAUGCGGAUAAAAACUUGCAUUCAUGCUUGCAUUAUUUAACAUUUUUCGUGUUCAUUAGGACCUAUUUGUAUAGCUCCUUUAACAUUCAUAUGCACCAUAUUGUCUCGCGGUAAAUUUUCGCAGUUGCAUUAUUUGGCACUCAGUGUUCUCCUUUCCCUUUGGUCGCUCGCUCUGCUGUUCCGGACUUCCCUCAAAUUUGCAAAUGUAGGAUUAUCUUAUUUAUUGUCAAAGGCUUUUUGUUUAUUCUUCACUUAAUAUGUCCAAUUCCGUGCUAUGAUUUACCGUACUAACAACACAGGUAUUAGCUAAAAGCCCAGACACGCGUGAUUCGCCAAUCUUAUUCCGCUGCUUGACGCAGCUGCGAGGGGUUCGGCUCGUCAGUGGGUCCCCCAGCUUUCCCUGAGUGUUUUCUGGUAAAUGAACUCCAGUUUCAACUGGCCUUGUUUAAUUUCCGAGGAAAUUAAUGCACUUUUAGCUAAUACCUUUGUCGUUAGUACGGUAAAUCAUCGCACAGUUCUAUACUACUGGCUGCCUAUUGGCGGUAUGUGAAUAUCAAGCGGUUAUUCCGCAGUAGCUGAUGGAUUUCAGCAGCAGGAAGAGCCAUACAACGGUUGAUGGGGGUUGUCCCUGUGUGCCAAGCCUCGAUUGUUUCCCUGGCUAUGCGGUCGUCUCCCCGGCCCAGAAUUUCGGCAUGCUGAAAGGCGAACGUGUGUCCGGAAUCCGCGCAGUGUUCGGCCACCAGGGCUUGGCACACAGGGACAGUCCCCAUCAACCGUUGUGUGGCUCUUCCCGCUGCCUACCAAGCCCUUCGGGCGCAGCUCAGUAAACAAAUGAGCAGACGUGCACCCAUUCUAAACAUGAAUCCAGACAUGAGCGAGUACAUGGCGGAUACACACUCAGCCACCCCUCAACCGGGUUCCGACGAAGGCGCAGUCCUCACCACAGCCGCUCCAUCUUCUAGUCCGGCGGACAAGAAAACGGACAGUCGUUGCGGCGUAAACAAGAUUGCCGGGCUUGGACGACAGCUACGGUCAAUGAAGGUACGAACGACGGCCACCAACGUCUCAACGCCGGCCCCCGAUGUAGAUUGA
Molecule: messenger RNA, 4614 nt
Organism: Spirometra erinaceieuropaei
Lineage: Eukaryota; Metazoa; Platyhelminthes; Cestoda; Diphyllobothriidea; Diphyllobothriidae
Source: the annotation of a GenBank genome assembly